GUCGUUUUUCCUACCGCACUCCAUCCAUCGUGGGCGUGACAGUGCCACGCGAGAGUCCGUCGGCUCUGAGUUGGUCGAUGGUUUCCGAUCGAGUCAGUGUCAAUGCAUCGCAAUGUCGUGCACAGCGUUCGGGUUCGCCCUUCGGCGCUAAGCUGUUGCGAGCUGCUUGUGGCGCUGACCUCCCUUUACUUUACCCUUACGCGGACAACACGUGAUGGCUCCCUCUUCUCGCACAUCAGACAACAUCGAUAUCGAUUCACCCUCUUUGCUGGUGAAGGCGACACAGAGGCCAAUGUCUCGGUCGUUGGACCAGAUCCCGUUCACCCUUCAGAAGAGUUCGCGUGGCUGAGAGCUCACGCGGCUGAUGACGAGAUUUCUUCGACUCGGCAAGACUGUGCAGGGGAACAGUGCACAUCAUCGCGAUGACUACAGUACGCGACUUCGAUGGCCCGAACAGGACGCCGACGCUCCUCGUGCCUGAGCAACCAGCAUAUUCGCCUGCAAUGGCAUCGCCGACCAGCCCCAAGCUUGCCAGACAGCGAACCGGAGGAAGCGUGGACUCGAAUGCUUCGGCACCUUCAAUUGACACAUUGGGCCGAAAACGAACGACGAGACAUUCUCGGUCAAACACUAUUACUGCCUAUCACGAACCGGACCACGUUACAGAGCAUGAACACUUCCAACCUGGUGCCGAACCCGGAGUGGACACCGCGGCUGAAGAUGACAAGAUCCCGUCGCAUCUUAAGAAAUUGAAGAACGACUGCGAUAUCAAUAUCAUCGACUUCAGCGAUGAGAACGUCUCGCGUAUUCGAUGUGACAAUCAAAGUUUGGCGCGGGCACUCGAGAUUCCACGAGGCGAUGAAUUUCCAUGUCGAUGGAUCAGCGUCAACGGACUUUCAUGGGACGUGAUUCGUCUGUUAGGCAACAAGUAUAAUCUACACCGCUUGGCAGUCGAAGACUUGGUCCAUACUAAAACUCGCACGAAAGUCGACUGGUACGCAGAUCACGCCUUCAUCGUGCUUACACUACAGAAACUGGUCAGAAUGCAUCAGCAUAAGGGCCGUAAUGAGAAGUGUAGCUGCGCGGAUGGGGACAACAGUUCCGACGAUGACGAAGAAGAAAUCGACGAGAAAUUCGAGAAGCACGGCCAGCAGCGGCAGGGGUUCUGGAAGAGGUGGUGGAAGCCUCGACAGACAAACGUCUUGCCGACCUAUCUGGACCGGGAUCGCGACGGAAAGAUCGACGAGUACGUCAAUGCACACAGUGGGCUCUCGGAAAAAUCGCCCAUCAAAGCCGUCAGGACUCUUCACCGGUAUGAGAGUGCUCAAAUACCAGAGCAUACAGCUUGGAUGGAAAAACACAGCGCAUUGGCCCAAGAGGACUUGGCCGUCAGCGUUGAGCAAGUCUCCAUAUUUCUGCUUGCCGAUAAUAGUGUGAUCUCUUUCUUUGAGCACUCUGCCGAGGAUGUUGAAGAACCAAUCCUGGAACGUUUGCAUAGUCAGGAAACAAUGCUCAGACGGAGUUGCGACGCGUCUCUCAUAACUCAGGCUAUAAUCGACGCCAUCGUCGAUCUCGCUGUCCCAGUUCGAGAUGCCUACAACAAGUCGAGAAAGGAGCUGCAGAUCGACGCUAUGACGAAUCCGAACAUUCGAACCUCGCGAGCUUUGCACAUAUUUGGCGAAGAGAUCGAUAUGUUGCAGAAUCUUUUCAAGCCGAUCGUACACCUUGUCAACUCCUUACGGGAUCAUGGCGCGCCUUCAGCAACUAUAUCGAACACAAUGCUUCCGACAGGCAGUACCACGAGCGCGUCGGAGCAGGCACCUUCUUUCCUUCCCAAUCCAUCAAGUCGAGAUCGCGAAGGCGCUCCUGCUGCCAUUCGCUUGAACUCAGAGUACAGAAAGAGAGCUCCCGGACGUCCUUAUAGUGCCAGUGUCACUAUCACACCACUCGCACAUACCUACUUUGGCGACGUACUGGACCAUUGUAUCACUAUGAUUGCCGCACUUGAGCAAAUGGACGCAAGCGCGAACAACAUUUCCACGUUGAUCUUCAACACCGUGGGCGCGAAUACGAAUCGCUACAUGUUUGUGCUGGCCAUAGUCACGGUUUUCUUCGCGCCACUGACGUUCAUCUCCGGCUAUUUUGGAAUGAAUUUUGCAUCAGGUGCGGGUCUGGCUCACCCGUUCAGUUUCUUCUGGGUGGUUGCUGCGCCUGCUUUGGUGGCUUUCAUGGUGCUCGUUUUUGGUGUCAUGCUGUGGGAGCAGAUUGGAGCGUGGGGAACGAGGCGGGGUAUCAAGGCAGGACUGCGGAUGCCUCGACAGCGGGGUCGGCGGUGAGUAUGCGUUUUGUGUAGAUGUCGGCGCAUUUAUGUCAAGAUAUGCGGAGAAAGCGGGAAAGAUGGAAUUACAGGACACGAAGCUGAGAUUGG
Messenger RNA from Cercospora beticola, 2428 nucleotides. RefSeq lists its product as uncharacterized. Gene Ontology annotation, molecular function: magnesium ion binding; cobalt ion binding; magnesium ion transmembrane transporter activity. Gene Ontology annotation, biological process: transmembrane transport; metal ion transport. The record is from RefSeq and is a predicted model, not a curated record. NCBI's taxonomy places the organism in Eukaryota, Fungi, Ascomycota, Dothideomycetes, Mycosphaerellales, Mycosphaerellaceae. Gene Ontology annotation, cellular component: plasma membrane.